Messenger RNA from Xyrauchen texanus (razorback sucker), 1947 nucleotides. RefSeq names its product haloacid dehalogenase like hydrolase domain containing 5 (gene hdhd5). The transcript is spliced from 8 exons. Gene Ontology annotation, cellular component: mitochondrion. Gene Ontology annotation, biological process: glycerophospholipid biosynthetic process. Bases 191 to 1537 code for a protein of 448 amino acids. Lineage: Eukaryota; Metazoa; Chordata; Actinopteri; Cypriniformes; Catostomidae. The record is from RefSeq and is a predicted model, not a curated record.
ACAUACACCAAGCAAGGAUUGAUUUAGAUAAGAGCCAUACAUGGACCUCAUGCGUGGCCUGUGGCGCUUGAAAAACAUGUUUGGCUACUGAUAGCAUUGAGCUUGUGGUUAGCAGUGCAAGAGGAGUCAUGAUGUGGCCCAUGUAGAAACACUCCCAUUUAUCUAUUUAUUUGACUGGACAUAGAAAAAGAUGGCAGAGAUCUUUUCUCGCUUGAAUAUGUUCAAACUCGGGUGGAGAGGCGUGAAACCGAUCAUGAAAACCGUGAGUCCCGCAGCUCCUUCUGCGCAGAUGCUGCGCCGCUACAGCGCAGACCGCAGCUUGUUUGGACUUCUAUUUGACAUUGACGGAGUGCUGGUGCGUGGACGGACGCUCAUUCCAGAAGCCAAACAGUGUUUCAGGAACCUGGUGGACGGGAAUGGAAAAUACAAGGUUCCCGUCGUGUUCGUGACGAAUGCUGGGAACAGUCUACGACAAACCAAGGCCGAGCAGCUGUCUCACCUCCUGGAGGUCGAAGUGUCUCCAGAUCAGGUAAUGCUGUCUCACAGUCCGCUGCGGGUUUUCACUCAGUUCCAUGACCUGUGCGUGCUGGUGUCCGGACAGGGACCAGUGGUGGAGGUUGCACACAAUGUAGGUUUUAAGAACGUUGUGACAAUUGACAUGCUGAGGGAGGCGUACCCUCAACUAGACAUGGUGGAUCAUCAUCGUAGACCCAAAGACGAAGUUCCCCCCUCUAAGAAUUUACCACCAAUUGAAGCUGUCAUCCUUUUCGGUGAGCCUAUCAGGUGGGAGACUAACUUGCAACUGAUUCUUGAUGUGCUCUUGACCAAUGGGAUGCCGGGAAACCCUGUGACAUCACUGCAUUACCCACACAUCCCUGUACUGGCCUGCAACAUGGAUCUGCUGUGGAUGGCCGAGGCAAAAAACCCUCGAUUCGGUCACGGUAUGUUCCUGGUGUGCCUGGAGAAUAUCUAUAAGAAGAUAACUGGUUGUGAGCUGAAGUAUGAAGCUCUGAUUGGAAAACCCAGCGUUGUGACCUAUAACUAUGCAGAACUACUCAUUCGACAGCAGGCCGAGAGCUUGGGCUGGACCCGACCCGUUGAGAGACUUUACGCCAUCGGUGACAACCCCAUGGCAGACAUUUAUGGUGCAAAUCUGUACAACCGCUAUCUCAAAGCAGUGCGUCGCACUGGCGCUCAGGUGCAAGCUCAGGGUGGCUCGACCGGCCAGGUAACUGGAGACCUGCAGUGUGAAGUGUUCGACGACGACAAACGUUCUGGACAGGUGAUGGUCGGGGAUUCGUUCGAACAUCAGCUACCUGAUGGUUGCAGCUCCAUUCUGGUCUGUACAGGCGUCUAUAACCGCGACCACCAGGACUUGCCCUCUGACCCCAAGCAGACGGUCACAGAGCACCAGAUUUUCCACGGUCACCGGGACUUUCGAUUCGACCCCAGCCUGACCCAGCCUUCCUUCGUAGUCCAGGACGUUCAGGAAGGAGUGGAGUUGAUCUUUCAGCUUGAGGGUUGGCAACUGCACUAGAUCCACGGUUUCCAAAAUGAUGCCUUCAAGGAAUGUUCCGGGUUCAGUACACGUUUAGCUCCAUCAACAGCAGUCGUGGCAUUAUGUCCAUUACCCCAGAAAAUAAUUGUGACUCCUCAGAUAGUGAAUGCGGCCAGUGCCUAUACUUUUUUGUGGUAAUCCGCAUUAUGGCACAAAUGUUGCCUAACUUGUAUUUAAACCUGAAACGUUCCUUUUUUUUUUUUUAGGAACGCCCACAACUACAAACCCACAACAAGUGCACCAUUCAGGACAGGGCCUUUGCGUUAGGACGUGUCCUUGAGUGCUGCAGUAGGGGGUAGGGUACAGAUUUACUCUGUUGCCAUCAGCUCAAACAGUGCAUUGUAGGAAAUUCAGCAUGAAUAAUGCAAACAUAAGCUACACAACAAGCU